This is a messenger RNA of Zerene cesonia (dogface butterfly), 3177 nucleotides long. RefSeq names its product actin-related protein 2/3 complex subunit 2 (gene Arpc2). Gene Ontology annotation, biological process: Arp2/3 complex-mediated actin nucleation; actin filament polymerization. Gene Ontology annotation, cellular component: Arp2/3 protein complex; actin cytoskeleton. The record is from RefSeq and is a predicted model, not a curated record. The coding region runs from base 121 to 1032 and encodes 303 amino acids. NCBI's taxonomy places the organism in Eukaryota, Metazoa, Arthropoda, Insecta, Lepidoptera, Pieridae. The transcript has 9 exons. Gene Ontology annotation, molecular function: structural constituent of cytoskeleton; actin filament binding.
CGUAGAGAUAUCUGUGUGCGGGCGGUCGUCAUUUUAAAGAUAAUUCGUAUGAAUUAUUAAAUGAAGGUGCUAUAAAGUGUUAAUUUUAUGAAAAAACUGUAGGUUAUAAAUUGUUAAAUAAUGAUCUUGCUGGAGAUCAAUAAUAGAAUUAUAGAAGAAACAUUAACAGUUAAAUAUAAAAAUGCACUGGCGCGUUUAAAGCCUGAGUCCAUAGAUGUGACCGUAGCAGAUUUUGAUGGAGUACUUUUUCAUAUAUCCAAUGUCAAUGGAGAUAAAACCAAAGUUAGGGUUAGUAUAUCGUUGAAGUUUUACAAGCAAUUAGAGGAGCAUGGAGCGGAUGAACUGCUCAAAAGAGUGUAUGGCCCCCUCCUCACUGAAACAGAGACAGGUUACAAUGUAUCCGUCUUACUGGACAUGGAGAACAUUCCGGAGGACUGGGAGGCGAUUGUCAAGAAGGUCGGCUUGUUGAAGAGGAACUGCUUUGCAUCAGUGUUUGAGCGCUACUUCAGGUUGCAGGAGGAUGGUGAUGUCAGUCACAAGCGGGCCGUUAUCAACUACCGACAGGAUGAAACACUUUAUGUAGAAGCACAAGAGGAUCGGGUGACGGUGGUGUUUUCGACAGUGUUCCGUCAUGAGGACGACAUGGUCAUCGGCAAGGUUUUCAUGCAGGAACUCAAAGAGGGCAGAAGAGCUUCACAUACCGCCCCACAGGUUCUAUUUUCACACAAAGAGCCACCGUUAGAGCUUGUAGACACAGAUGCGAAAGUAGGAGAGAAUAUCAGCUAUGUCACAUUCGUGUUGUUCCCUCGACACACGUGCGAGGCGGCGCGCGACAACACCAUAGACUUGCUGCACAUGUUCCGAGACUAUCUGCAUUAUCACAUCAAGUGCUCUAAGGUGUACGUGCACUCGCGCAUGCGCGCCAAGGCGGGCGAGCUGCUCAAGGUGCUGAACCGCGCGCGCCCGCAGCCCGCCAACCGGCCCACCGAGCGGAAAACCAUCUCUGGCAGAACGUUCGUGAGGCGAGACUGAUCGCGCGCCGCCGGCCGGCGGGCGCCGCACCGACCUGACGCGGUCAUUCCCCUACAUUCAUAUUGUGUUGUUGCAACAUUGUUCAAACGUACCGUAUUUAUUUUAUAUUCCGUCUGUAAAUUUUCAUUUUAACGAUCUCAUGUUAUCCAUGUGGUGUUUUUUUAUGAGCACGGAUGAUUUAUCCGCUUUUGAGGUUUUAUAAUUGUUUCAUUUGUUUUUUUUUUUAAUGUCACAUUAAAUUUGUAAAAUUUUUACACUUGAAAUUUGUAAUUUAGAAGCAAUUUUAUCAGUUAACAUACCCCAGUUAGUACUACGUAUUAUUUUAUGUACAAGAAGACAUCAAUGUUAUAGGAAUGAGCGCGUUAUCAACAAUAUGACUCCACAAUGUGCGUAUUUCUUAAUAUUAAAUGUAUCGUGUACUCAUUGAAAACUAAAUACAUACUACAAAUCAGGUCACAAAGCUGUGAAUAGAACACUUAUUUAUCCGUUGCAAUACCAUCAAUUGCCAAAUAAUUAUGCUCAAUACUGGAUGUAUCAUAUUGGUUUGUGAGAUGUGCACAUUGUAACAAAUAUUUAUUAUCCUGUAAAGCCUAACCUAGUGAUCAAAAUGUUUCUGUAGACUUGUUAACAAAAUUAUUCUUUAUGAGAGUUUAUAUUAUAUAGAGGUGGCACUGCGUUCGCGAAUCGGGUUCCUAAUUCUUAUUGUAUGUGUACAGUCAACGUCAAAAGUCAGUUGUUUUCCCCACUGCGGCCGGUGUACAUCCGAUUUAGAGUUUGACGUUGAGUGUACACGUUGACAAAUGAUAACGUUUAUUACCAGUAGUGUCCAUCCUGUGAGUUUGUUUAGCUUAUGUAAUUUUGUUGUAAGUGACGCAAUCACCGAUCCUCGUAUAGGGUAUAUAAUAUAUUAUUAUGUAUUAUAGCGUAGCCUAUAUAGUUUCGAUUGCAAUCUUGUAAAAAUGUAUAUCGCCGGACGUCAGACAGGUAUUGCACAAAGUCCCACGGAUGAUUCCUUAAAAUUUUGUUUCGUGUGUAUUAGUUACAUAUACAUAGUUGCAAUAUACGAACAAUAAUAAUUUUAAUGAAAUGAACUCGUUUACGUUUUAGGUAGGUCGCAUUCAAUUAUUAACGUGUAAGUGAAAGUGUAUAAAUAUCUCGAUAGUUUGUUUCAUAGACGAGUGACUUGGAUCAAUAUGGCCUUAUUUACCGAGAAACUUUUCGAUGAUUCCGAUUUCUUGAAAUCAGCUAGUGUCGCUAGAUUAGGCCUCGGUACGUCGUACCGAUGUUUAGAAGUGCAAUUCGAUGUUCCAUUCGCAUUUGUUUCGCGCUCUACUCGUUGAAUUUUAAUAAAAUUUUAUCACACAAAUCGAACGUAGCGUCAUAGAUUCUGGACACAUUUUUAUAUUAAUUAUGGUGAUGUUUCGCACUGGAAUAUUUCAGGUUGCUCAAUGACAUCGUGUGUAAUGUUCAUUCAAAUUUCUGAAACGUAGUUAUUUAAAAGUUUCUACACGGCUGGGUUUUAGCAAUGGUCACCUUUGUUUGUAAUGAACACCAUCCGCUUUACGUUCCGGCUUAUCGAGUUUGAACAGCAAUUACAUAUGAAAAACUAAUAUCCCACCUAACAGAGAUGACUUCAACAGUAAAUCUAGUUGUGUAGACCUUCUAGAAAUAGGUGAAAAUGUGUUUUGUGGUGUCAAUGACGACUCAUGGACUGAACGUUUAGGUUUAAAUUAUCGUCCGGGUGUCAAAGGAUUGUAUAAAACUAAGUCAUAUUUUAAACAAAACGCCGACAAAUAUGUAAUAUUAAUAUAUCAUGACAGAUUGAACAGGCCCUGAGUGGAAUGCGAUGAGCGUGUAGAAACAAUUUAAACUAUUUAAAAUAAUAUUAUUAUGUAGCUAACUUGAAUUUUAUGUAAUUUUUUAUUUGCAAGAUGUAUUAUUUAUGUAUUAUAAUGUAAGUUAAAUGUUGCUUUAAAGUUAUCGCUUACAAUUCGACUAUUGUUUUUACUGUCAGUUUUAUGCGAGAUUAUGUAAACUGCGGAUACUAAAGUUAUUUGUGAAUAUGUAAUUAAUCUUGUGAUCUAAAAUCCGUUUAUACUGUAUUUUUUAUUUUCUAGAUUAAACAAAACAUCUUAAUGCAGGAAA